Messenger RNA from Diplodia corticola, 3846 nucleotides. RefSeq names its product chromosome segregation protein. The record is from RefSeq and is a predicted model, not a curated record. Lineage: Eukaryota; Fungi; Ascomycota; Dothideomycetes; Botryosphaeriales; Botryosphaeriaceae. The transcript has 3 exons. Gene Ontology annotation, biological process: mitotic sister chromatid biorientation; mitotic spindle assembly checkpoint signaling; protein localization to kinetochore. Bases 1 to 3846 code for a protein of 1281 amino acids.
AUGUCCGCCGUGCAUGACAAAGAGAACAUUGCGGAGGGGCUUUCCGUAGCCUCCCCCGCCAAGUCUGCCGCGCUGUCGCCGAAGAAGUCUGGCGGCCGCAAGACGCGUAGCAAGAGCAUCGGCCCUGGCGGCAUCGAUGUGCCAUUGAAAGAAUCGGGCGGCAAUCGCAGAAAGUCUGCAAUGCCCGCUAUGCCCGUGAAGUCAAUUCUGUCCAGAGAGGACGAGGUUAAGCGGCGGGAGGAGCGUCGCAAGUCCUUGGCCAAGCGACGCGUCUCGUUUGCUCCUGAAGCAACUCUCCACACCUGGGAUGUGAUCGAAUACAUGCGCGAUGCGACCUCAUCGUCUGCCUCCUCGAACUCUACGCGACGCGCGUCGAACGCCACCCAGGAACCCGCGUCGCCAGAGCGUGGCGUCCGCUUCUCCGGACCAGACUCAAACCCCACAGAUCCGCCUUCGACACCUCCGGAGCAGGUUGAAGAAGAUCUCCCCUCCUCAUCGCCCGAGAAGCAACGGGACUUACACCAGCAGAAACGACGUCGCAGCUCGGGAAUUCCCCCGUUGGAUUUCAACAAUCCUGACGAUGUACUUUCAUCCAGCCCCUCCAGCGGAAGUUCGGCUCCUGGAAGCGACGAUGUUGAAAUCGCGUCGGAGGAUGACGAUGAUGAUGGAAGCACAAUGAUGAGCUUGGACACAGGGGACGAACCUACGACGGCAUCUGUCGGCUCAAAUGAUGACUCCACAGGUUCCAGCGCGCGCCUGGAUGCAGCACUCAGGCAAGCUGCAGAACAAGCAGGGACACAACGCUUCCAGUUCGGUGAUGAGAAUGACGAUGGAGAGGCGUCGAUGGAAAUGGCCGGCGAUGAAAUCACAGCCGCUUUCAAGCCAUGGGUCCAGAGGACAACAUUCACAGAGGACAAGGAGAACGUUCAGCCAGACCCGUUUGCAUUCAAGCUUCCGGGACCCGACCAGGACGAUGACAGCGAGGGAGAAGAUAUGAGUAUGGAUAUAACACGUGCCAUCGGAGGAAUCGUUGCUGCGCCCCCGGAAGAAGAGGAGUCAAGCCCGGAGCCAGAGAACGUAACGAUGGAUUUCACAACGGCCGUUGGCAGCAUUCAGACAGGAGAAGCCUCCCAAGAGACGACCCGCGCUGGAACAAAGCGGCGGCGCUCUUCUGUUCUCCAAGCAGCUACCGACGAGCAAGGAAGCCCCGCCAAGCGACAAGCUUCACGCCGCAUGAGCAUUAGGAGGAGGAAAUCGGUAGCGCGAGAUGAAGCUCUUGAGGAUGGCACCAUGGACCUUACAACCGCAAUCGGUGGAAUCAAAUCGUCUCAGGCACAAGAUACGAGCCAUCGACGUGAAAGCGUGAAUUCUUCCUUCGGUGAUGAGACUAUGGACUUCACAAUGGCCAUGGGCAGCAUCAGGAAUGACAACCUGGAUACCCCCGCGGAUGACACAGUAACGACCAAGGGUAACAACGAGGAACUCUCCAUGGAAUUUACGGCAUUUCUAGCCAAGAGCCAGAAUCCGCACCAGGAUACCCCAGCCACUCCGGAAUUUAAGAAGACCGCUGCAGCGACGCCACCGAGCAAGCGUGGAAGUGCCGCGAGGUUCACAAACAACCACCCUGAAGUUCCCAGUCCUUCACCGAUGAAAGUCAGCAAUGCCGUGGUUACGAACACUGAGAGUCCGAUCGCUGCCUUGAAUAUCCACCGGGACACUACACCCAGGAAGUCCCCGAGGAAAUCGCCAAAGAAAUCGCCCAAAAAGACACCCCAGAAAUCUCCACGCCGGUCGCCCCGGAAGAGUACUGGGGCGGUACAGCCGGAUCCUGCAACAACUCCUGAACCGGUGCUUGUUGCAAGCACGCCCCAGCAGCAAACUCCUGAGAAGGCAGUCGAUGCAUCCAUUGCCAAGACCGAGACGGUGGUGGAAGAAGUGGCAGAGGAGCGCGUCGCUACAACCCCGACCAAAGCACCUGCGCUAAAGACAGCUUCGAUCCCGUCGCUGAUGGACUCUAUCAGACUACUCUCAACCCCUCGCAAACAGGUGUUUGCGUCGCCUCUCAAGCGUGCUGCUGCCGCAACUCCCCAGAGAUCCACCCCUCGGCAGUCCCCAAGCCCAAGAAAGACUUCUUCACCAAAGAAAUCGGCAUCUCCUCGCAAGCAGGUUCAGUUCGGUGUCAAUGAGGUGCAAGACCCUGUUGUGUCGGCUGAGGAGGAAGAGGAUGCCUCGGCGGUCGGUGGGGCUGAACCAGUGGCGCGCAUUAAGCUCCAGGAGUUCCUGGACAUGACAAACAUUCGCUUCAUGGAUCUUACCACUACCAAGCGAAGGCACACAGGCUAUCCUGGAGCUCAAAAUGCAUUUGGCAGGGGUACUAGCCUCAGCGCUGCCGAGAUUGAGGGCAAGGACGACUUGGAGACCUGCGUCGUGGCUGCCGCUUGCACAGAGCCGGAAUACCUCAUGUACCAACAUGCAUGCCAUGAGCUGAAAAAGUACAUCUCCGAGGGCAAGAACCUUGUUCGUCAGAUCGAAAACGAGGUCCACGAAGAGAAUCCAACCCUCUUCGGUGAGUACAUGUCGGCACCCGCCGAUCAGCGUCAGGUCAUGGACAUCCAAUUCAAAAAUAUGAAGACAAAUGCCCGCCUACGGACCAAGGAAGCUUGGUACGGGUGGCGGAGCAACCUGCUUCAUGACAUCAAGGCAGCUCUGGCGGAGACUUUGGACAGCUUCGAUCAGGAUGACGCGGCGUUCAAGGAGCAGGAGCAAAUCAUCGACACCGCUCUACCCGCGCUUCAGGAUCGUCACGCGCACCUCGAGUCAGAAUGCGGACAACUCCAGCGCCGCGCGGAGGAGCUGAAUGGUCCCGACCGCGAGGAGCUUGACGCCGCCAGGGAACGUAUCAUCGCGGCCGAAGCUGCCAUCGAGGAGAAGAAGCGCAAGGUGGAGGCGCUACAACAGCAGCUCGCUGAGAAAGAGGCCGGCAUCGAGGCCGCCAAGGAGCGCAAAGUAGAAUGCGCCGAGGAGACCAAGGCGGCAGAGCGCGUGCGCGAGGAGUGCCGCGGCUGGUCCGUCGACGAGGUCAACGCGCUCAAAGCCCGGGUAUCCGACCUGGAGAAGCAGCACGGCUGGCUCAUCACCUCCGCCAGCGCCUCAGCAGAGUCAAAGACGGUGACGAUGAGCUACCGCAACGACCUGCAGCUCUUCUUCCACCCCGCCGCCUUCGCGCCACACGCAUCCCCACCAUCCCCCCCUUCCUCCUCCGCAACCCCCAACGCCACCACCACCACCACCAGCUCCCCCAUCAGCCUCACCUACAUCGGCGACGCCCCCCUCUCCACCACCAAGCGCUUCUUCCUCCAGCUCCUCCGCGCCAACCUGCACGCCCUCCCCCAGCCCGCCACCCGCACCGCCCACCUCCUCGCCCACGUCGCCCGCGGCUGGGACGCGUGCCGCGCCGUCGCCGCCGACGUCCGCCGCCUCCGCCUCGCCCACGUCGUCGACGAGCGCAUCCUCGCCGACGAGCGCAUGGCCGUGUCCGCCGCCGUGCUCGUGCCGUCCGUCGCGUCCAAGGUCGCCGUCGUGUUUGAGAUUGCGGUCGCGAACGCGGAUGGCGGGGACGUGGCGAGGGGGCUGGAGGUGGAGGUGCGGGUGAGGGCGAAGGCGGUGUAUGGGGAGGCGUAUAAGGAGGGGAAGAUGGUGGAGUUUUUGCAGGAGAAGGUCGGGAGGGAGGUUGGUGUUUGUGGUGGGGGUGGUGAAGGGGGCGUGCCGAAGCCGAGGUGGGGGGAGGCGGUGGCGGAUUUGAGGGAGAGGUUGGCUGCGAGGGGGAGGAGGGGUGGGAGGUUGUGA